AAAUGGAAACCGGUCAGGCUGUCCCUGUUCGCGCCCAGCAGCAGCGGCGCGGGCCGCCUGGAGAUCGGGGACGGCGGAGCUGCAGGAACUGGAAUAAUCAGCCAGAACCACCCGCCCGGUUCUGCUGGGUUCUGCCGGGUUCUGCUGGGUUCUACUUGGUACUACCGGGCUCGGACCAGCAGGGUGCCGCUGAUCUGAGGUCAGAUUUCCUUCAGGACUACAGAAUGACUGAAGUUUCAUUUCCUGCUCGACUUCCUGUUUUCCAGGAAGGUUAAAUCAGGAUCUCUGACUAAUUUAGGGAGGAACCUUUGAAACUGAACUGCAGACUUGGUCUGCUAAGAAACCCCACAGAGUGAGGAAGAGGAGCGUGAUGAAGGUCUGACUCGACGCGAGCGCAGGGAGAUUGAAGAAUCAUGUCGUGUCACAAAGGAUCAUGGAGUCAGAGCUGAGAGGUGGAGGCAGCGUGGUGCUGCGGGGGGAAGACGGUGGCCGGGUUACGCAACACUGAGAGCUCAGGGCUGCGAAGAGCAUUUAGCAUCAUGAAGCAGAAAGUAGGACAGAGAGGAAGAGGAGCAGAGAGGAAGAGGAGCAGGUUUCUGACCGAUGGCCUCACCAUGAAGGUCUGAGUUGAAGAAACUGCAGGAAGAAAAUUUAAUCCAAAAAAAUAACAAAAUUAUUUAAAACCCAAAGGAAAAAAAGUCAAAAUGACAUUUUCUUUGUAAAAAUGAAUGAGGUCAGUUUUCAUUAGCGCUGACGCUGUAAACCAGCAGGAUGGUGUCGCCCUCUAGUGGUCCGGCAUGUUAUUGCAUCAUUUCAUGUGUAUCUCAUGUCUCAGUGGAUCUGCUCCAGGUUAUAAAUGUUGAUCCUGUUGCUUUGCUGUUCUUCAGACUCUGAACCUCGUAUGAUCACGAUGUUAUGGAAUAUCUGUUGGAAUAACGUGAAGCUAACAGUGGAGCUAAUGGGGGCGCUGAGCUGCGGAAGCCCCACCAGCUUCACGGGGAGAAGAAGGUGAAGGUGGUGCACCUGAUGGAGCUGAUCUCCGUCCUGAGGCUUCCUCCCAAUGCCGAGGCCUGCCACCUGGACAACAUGUCCACGUUCUGUGUGGAGACCAAAGACAGGACCCUGGUGUUCGCCGCUGCCAAAGACGACUGCCUGGAGUGGGUGGACAAGCUGCGUCACUGCAGCUUCCAGAGAGAGAAAAGUUCUGGAUCCAGUCAGGUCCACAUGGAGGAGAACCAGAUUUAUGCCUCAGCAGACGAAGCCCCUCAGUUCUGGGUGGUGGUUCAGAAGAACGACGCAGCGACGCGACGAGGCCUGCAGGGGUCGCACUGGCUGCAGCUGGAACAACAUUCGCUGCUGCUGAGAGACACGAAGAAGAAGACGAAGGUGAUGGAGUGGCCCUACGAGCUACUGAGGCGAUACGGCCAUGAUAAGGUGUCCCUCACCAUUGAAGCAGGUCGGCGCUGUGAAUCUGGUCCUGGAACCUUCUGCUUUGAGACUCAGCAGGCUGACAAGAUCUUCAACCUGAUCCAGAGUAACAUCAAGCGAAACGCUCCGGCUGCUGCUUCUGGAUCCCAGAGCCAAGACACGGAGAAAGUGCUUGUCACCAACGUUCAACCUCAUUCCCCUCUACCCAAAGUCCGUGACCUGACCAACAAGGCUGACAUCCUGGAGAACAAGCUGAGGAUGCAGGACCGGAGAUCCCCGGUGUUUGACAAUACAGCAAAGGUUCUGGAUGAUUCGGUUGGUCCGUCAGAAGGUUCUCCUGCUCCGAUCACCUUGAUGCCGCUUCCAUCUAUUCCUACGCAGGACAAUACCUCCAGAGACAAACUCAAGAGCCAAUCCAAUGCCAUAUAUGCUGAUCCAAAUGACUGUGGCCCGUCUAUUAUGGUACCCAAACUGGCCACCGCUCAGUACAUCGACCCGGCGAGGGUCCUUCCUCUGAAGCCACCGUUGUCACUGGACCCUGCACUUCCCAACGCCUCAGACUCAAAUCCCGAUGCGAGGGCCGGCGUUCCAGACUCGGUUUACUCAGAGGUUUACGACAAAAUCAGCCCAGACAAGAAAAAGCAACCCGUUCUACAGAACGCAACAACAACGUCCGAUGAACCCAUUUACUCUGAGCCCGUCUCCAGAAAAGAGCCAGACUGCCAGAAGCCUGAACCCAAACCCGACCCAUUCGCACACCUGUACGCUCAGGUCUGCAAAGCACCAACGUCAAGUAGGAACUCAACGCCUGUCACCACAACGACGACUUCCUCAACCACGACGGGUUCUUCGACGUCCAGAGAGGAACCUCUGGACGAUGUCAUCUAUGAGAACCUGGGCAUCAUUUAAAUCACUACCUGACAUCUGGAACUCAAGACUUUUUCA
This is a messenger RNA of Poeciliopsis prolifica (blackstripe livebearer), 2373 nucleotides long. RefSeq names its product docking protein 3-like. Bases 1027 to 2337 code for a protein of 436 amino acids. Gene Ontology annotation, biological process: positive regulation of MAPK cascade; cell surface receptor protein tyrosine kinase signaling pathway. Gene Ontology annotation, cellular component: cytoplasm. NCBI's taxonomy places the organism in Eukaryota, Metazoa, Chordata, Actinopteri, Cyprinodontiformes, Poeciliidae. The transcript has 7 exons. The record is from RefSeq and is a predicted model, not a curated record.